CUUAUAUGCUUAAAAUCAUCAAGUGAUGGGAGAAUGAAGCGAUGAAAGGCAGUUGAAGAUGUGUGUUAAAAGACAGUUUAUGAUAUAGUGGUUGAAAAGCUUGACUGAGAAAAUGCAGACAGGUACAAUUGGAUAGUCAAGGUGUAUAAUUUAUUUAAAGUGAGAUUAGAUGGCAAAGUUGAGGGUCUAUCUCCGGCCGUCAUCAAUUGCUGCAGUGUUUGUGCUGAGUCAGGUAUAGCUUGAUUUAUCCUGGGCUGUUCUCCGAAAGUAUAGUGAAAGAUUUUACAAUAAAUGUGAGGGGACUGUUUACUGUGAUUUAAUAGGGAGAUGUGGGGUAUACAUAAAUUGUAUCAUUCUUAGAAUACCAAAAGUUGCAGUGAUCAUAAAAUUCAACCUCGAUACCUCAAUACAAUUUAAAGAAGAGACAAAGAGAUACAGGAAGGUGAAGGAAACGCUCAUGUAAAUUUACCUUUUCCAUAGAUGAAUCAUCAAGAAAAACCUCCAGAAGAUAAUCUAACUGAGCUGAUGGAAUUUGUUCUCUUGGGCUUUGCUGACAUGCCCCAUCUCCAGUGGUUUCUUUUUGGAUUAUUUUUAAUCAUCUAUAUCAUUAUCCUGAUGAGCAAUGGCACCAUAUUUCUAAUAACAAAAAAUGACCCCACUCUUCAGAGCCCUAUGUAUUUUUUCUUGGCCAAUUUUUCCUUCUUGGAAAUAUGCUAUGCAUCAACCACUCUCCCCAGAAUGCUGAUGAAUCUUGGGACCCAGAGAAGAAGAAUUUCUUUAGUUGCCUGUGCUACACAGAUGUGCUUUGUCCUUAUGUUCGGAGUCGCAGAGUGUUUGCUCCUGGCAGUGAUGGCUUAUGACCGCUACGUGGCCAUUUGUAACCCUCUGAACUAUCCUCUAGUCAUGAACCACAGAGUCUGCAUCCAGUUGGUGACUGGCUCCUGGACCAUUGGAAUCCCAUUUCUUAUAGAGUACACGUAUCAGAUUUUCUCUCUGUCUUUCUGUGGAUCUAACCAAAUCAACCACUUCUUCUGUGACGUUUUCCCAAUACUUAAGCUGGCUUGUGGGGACACAUUUGUGAAUGAGAUGUUGGCCUAUACGGUUGCUGUGCUAUUUGGCAUGGUUCCAUUUCUGUUGAUACUUGGCUCCUACAGUAAAAUCAUCUCCAUCAUCCUGAAGUUCCCAUCAGCCACAAGUCAAGCCAAAGCCUUCUCUACCUGCUCAUCUCAUCUUAUGGUUGUGGUGUUAUUCUUUGGAUCAGCCAUUAUCACAUACUUAAGGUCCAACACCAGACACUCAGAGGGAACUGGCAAAAUUCUAUCUCUUUUCUACACUAUCUUAACUCCUAUGUUUAAUCCCAUGAUAUACACCCUAAGGAACAAGGAUGUCAUAAUCGCACUCAGAAAAUUGCUAUGUAAAUAAUUCACUUCAUUAAAUAAUGAGCUAAAUGUAUAAGAAUUGUUUUCUUACAUAUUUUAAAUCAAAUUUCAAUAGCUAUAUACAUUUAUUUAUACCUUGUG
Molecule: messenger RNA, 1520 nt
Organism: Loxodonta africana (African savanna elephant)
Lineage: Eukaryota; Metazoa; Chordata; Mammalia; Proboscidea; Elephantidae
Product: olfactory receptor 10AG1-like
Exons: 1
Coding region: 481-1422 (313 amino acids)
Biological process (GO): detection of chemical stimulus involved in sensory perception of smell; G protein-coupled receptor signaling pathway
Cellular component (GO): plasma membrane
Molecular function (GO): G protein-coupled receptor activity; olfactory receptor activity
Source: RefSeq, a predicted model, not a curated record